Messenger RNA from Branchiostoma belcheri (Belcher's lancelet), 911 nucleotides. RefSeq lists its product as uncharacterized. The transcript has 3 exons. The record is from RefSeq and is a predicted model, not a curated record. Lineage: Eukaryota; Metazoa; Chordata; Leptocardii; Amphioxiformes; Branchiostomatidae. Bases 40 to 537 code for a protein of 165 amino acids.
UCCGUAGCAACCGGCAUAGCAACGCAACUGCGAGUAAAGAUGGCGGCGCCUAGUAUCUACAAUGGUGCGUUCGGCGCGUUUAAGUACAACUAUAGCCGGCAUGGGGUCAGCGGGGCGCCCGAUAAGACGGUGUGGGUGACCAGGGCGUACGACCCGAACGAUCUGAGGAGUAAGUCAGUGCCUUCCAUGCCCGUUCCCCGGCACAAGCCCCUGCAACUGGACCGUCUACCCGGGGCACCUCCGUACUGGGUCCAGCCUAGCGAGGUGUCACUACGAAAGGUGACGCGGGCUACCGAAGAAACCGCCCCAUACGUCUCCACCACGAGUACCCGGUGCGAGGAAUGGUCGACCCUGAGACAAAUGCUGCCGUCCCGGGGCAGACCCCUCCGUAACGGCCCUCCUGAUUGGGGCACCGCCAUGGCCGACCCGCCCAACAUGACGUCAUCUCAGCAGAGACGAUUCCCAAUCAUCAACAGUUCAAUGACAAGAUUUGCAGACGACAUGUUUCUCACCAACCGCCUGUUCAAGCUUCAUUAACCAGAGUGCCUUGCGAAAGACGAUUUAACAUACUGGAAAUACCGCUCCUGCUGCUAUAUAAUACAUUUGUAUCGAUAUCAUAAGACCUCCACAUUAAAAAAAAGCAAAUACUAUAGACACAUUGUCAAAAAUAUCUGACACAGCUUUGAAGUGUGCAUACCUAUAGAAUAUUAAUGUUGCAUUAGUCAAUCCUUUAAUUAGAUCUUUAUAUGUGGUGGUUGACGAAUUAGACGCCGAAUUUUAUUUCACUUUUGUGCAUUGCUAACCAGUUAGCGAUCAUCACGUGUAAAUUAUGAAUAAUAUGUUGAUGUGUUCAUGCUGUGUAAAAUCAUUUGAGGUUUGGCAGUAAUAAAAAUAAACCUAUACGAUAUCAA